AUGGCGGAAGGCAUGUUCUACAACGUCUCGAACGGCUACGUUGAAGGCAUCGUUCGAGGCUACAGGAACGCGCUGCUCACAUCACAGAACUACGGCAACUUGACACAAUGCGAGACGAUAGACGAUGUCAAACUCCAACUCGGUCCAGCGUACGGUGACUUCCUCGCCGCCCUCCCUCCGAACCCAUCCACCUCCUCCCUCGCCGACAAGACCCUGGACAAAAUGGUCGCAGAAUUCCGCUAUAUCCAGGCCAACGCCACAGGCAGCCUAGCGAAAUUCAUGGACUACCUGACCUACGCCUACAUGAUCGACAAUGUCGCCCUCCUCAUCACCGGCACCCUACACGAGCGAGACACACGGGAACUACUAGAGCGCUGUCAUCCUCUGGGAUGGUUCGAAACAAUGCCUGUCCUCUGCGUGGCGACCAACAUCGAGGAAUUAUACAACAGCGUCCUGAUCGAAACACCACUGGCACCCUACUUUAAAGGCAGCCUAAGCCACCAGGAUCUAGAUGAAAUGAACAUCGAAAUCAUCCGCAACACCCUUUACAAAAACUACCUGGAAGACUUCCACCGCUUCGUGAACGAGGAGCCCGGCAUCAAAGGCACACCAACCCAACAAGUCAUGACCGAAGCCCUGGAAUUCGAAGCCGACCGCCGCAGCAUCAACAUCACCCUCAACUCCUUCGGCACCGAACUCACGAAGCAAGACCGCAAGAAACUCUACCCCAACUUCGGCCGCUUGCACCCGGAAGGCACGCUCAUGCUUUCGCGGGCCGAGGAUCCCGAAGGCGUGCGGAUCGCCGUCGAUGGGGUGUCGGAUUAUCGAGAGAUGAUGGAUCAGACAGGGAUGGGUGGCGGUGGGGGUGGGAUCGGGAAUCAGAGUGGUGGGGUUGGAGGGGAUGAGGGCAAGAGUUUGGAGGAUCUGUUCUAUGAGAAGGAGAUGAUGUUGAGUAAGCUGGCGUUUACGUUUCAGUUUACCCAUGCUAUUGUUUAUGCUUGGGUCAAGUUGAGGGAGCAGGAGGUGCGGAAUAUCACUUGGAUCUCUGAGUGUAUUGCGCAGAACCAGAAGGAUAGGAUCGGGAACUAUAUCAGUGUCUUUUGA
Recurvomyces mirabilis is the source of this 1104-nucleotide messenger RNA. It is a transcript of the gene VMA6, whose product is annotated as H(+)-transporting V0 sector ATPase subunit d. NCBI's taxonomy places the organism in Eukaryota, Fungi, Ascomycota, Dothideomycetes, Mycosphaerellales, Teratosphaeriaceae. Gene Ontology annotation, cellular component: vacuolar proton-transporting V-type ATPase complex; proton-transporting V-type ATPase, V0 domain; fungal-type vacuole membrane. The coding region runs from base 1 to 1104 and encodes 367 amino acids. The record is from RefSeq and is a predicted model, not a curated record. Gene Ontology annotation, molecular function: proton-transporting ATPase activity, rotational mechanism. The transcript has 4 exons. Gene Ontology annotation, biological process: vacuolar transport; vacuolar acidification; proton transmembrane transport.